ACUACCUGCCGCCCGGCCACAACUGGAGUGGGGAAGCGGGUGCGCGGGCGCGAGGGCGGCGGGCACCAUGCAGGGAGGCUGCCAGGGGCCGUGGGCAGCGCGGCUCACUGCCGCCCACCUGGCGUGGUGAGACGCGCGCUGCCACCAUGUUCCCCAGCCCUGCCCUCGCACCCACGCCGUUUUCGGUCAAAGACAUCCUGAACCUGGAGCAGCAGCGCGGCCUGGCCUCCGGGGAGCUCUCGGCGCGCCUGGAGGCCACCCUGGCGCCCGCCUCCUGCAUGCUGGCCGCCUUCAAGCCCGAGGCCUACGCGGGGCCCGAGGCCUCCGUGCCCGGCCUCCCGGAGCUGCGCACCGAGUUGGGCCCCGCGCCCUCGCCCGCCAAGUGCGCGCCUGCCUUCUCCGCCGCCCCCGCCUUCUACCCGCGUGCAUACGGCGACCCGGACCCUGCCAAGGACCUUCGAUCGGAUAAAAAAGAGCUGUGCGCGCUGCAGAAGGCCGUGGAGCUGGAGAAGCCGGAGGCUGACAGCGCGGAGCGACCCCGCGCGCGGCGGCGGAGGAAGCCGCGCGUGCUCUUCUCGCAGGCGCAGGUCUACGAGCUGGAGCGGCGCUUCAAGCAGCAGCGGUACCUGUCGGCCCCCGAGCGCGACCAGCUGGCCAGCGUGCUGAAGCUCACGUCCACACAGGUCAAGAUCUGGUUCCAGAACCGGCGCUACAAGUGCAAGCGGCAGCGGCAGGACCAGACUCUGGAGCUGGUGGGGCUGCCCCCGCCGCCGCCGCCGCCGCCCGCGCGCAGGAUCGCGGUGCCGGUGCUGGUGCGCGACGGCAAGCCCUGCCUGGGGGACUCGGCGCCCUACGCGCCCGCCUACGGCGUGGGCCUCAACGCCUACGGCUACAACGCCUACCCCGCCUACCCGGGCUACGGCGGCGCGGCCUGCAGCCCCGGCUACAGCUGCGCCGCUGCUUACCCCGCCGGGCCGCCCCCGGCGCAGUCGGCUACGGCCGCGGCCAACAACAACUUCGUGAACUUCGGCGUCGGGGACUUGAACGCGGUGCAGAGCCCCGGGAUUCCGCAGGGCAACUCGGGAGUGUCCACGCUGCACGGUAUCCGAGCCUGGUAGGGAAGGGACCUGCCUGGGGCGCUCGGGACGGAUCCCACCUCCAUCGAAGGGCACCGAUCCUCGGGGGGAGGGAGGGCGGGCUCCGGACUCGUUCCUGCGGCCCUCGGGGUUCCCGUUCACUCUCGCGGAGGCCUUGGGGCUUUCCCCGCCCCGCGGGCCUUUGUCCCUACGCGGGAGAGAGUUGGUAGCCGAGUUUGCAACUUGCGGUGAACCGUCCCGCACCCUGGUGCCUUUCCCUCGGCCGCGGCGCGCACCCCGAGCGCCCACGGGCAACCCCAGCGGGCCGAACCCUGGCCAGUUAGGACUGGGAGCCCGGGCGCGCCGGGCCUGAGCUCGGGCCGCCUUUCUGCAGCCUGGGCCCGGCGCCCGGGCACGUGCUGCCCUGCCGCCGCCCGCCCACCCAC
Phyllostomus hastatus (greater spear-nosed bat) is the source of this 1522-nucleotide messenger RNA. RefSeq names its product NK2 homeobox 5 (gene NKX2-5). Gene Ontology annotation, cellular component: nucleus. Bases 147 to 1118 code for a protein of 323 amino acids. The record is from RefSeq and is a predicted model, not a curated record. Gene Ontology annotation, biological process: cell differentiation; regulation of transcription by RNA polymerase II. Lineage: Eukaryota; Metazoa; Chordata; Mammalia; Chiroptera; Phyllostomidae. The transcript has 2 exons. Gene Ontology annotation, molecular function: RNA polymerase II cis-regulatory region sequence-specific DNA binding; DNA-binding transcription factor activity, RNA polymerase II-specific.